AUGACCUCGACAGCCACCAUCAAGGCCUUUCCUCUCCCUCCGGCCUUCACCGCGGCGGACCUCUAUUCCAUCGAUGAGCAUGCGGACGACGGCGCAGGUGCGGCAUGUAGCAAGGAGCAGGUCCCACGGGUGAAUCGAACGACGAGGGCGGCGAGCCAGUCGUCAGCGUAUCCAGCAUAUCCAGGCCAGCAGAGUGCACCAUCGAGGUUCCAGAAUGGCCCUCCGGAGGCCUUUCACGCGGCAUUGAAGCGGCCUCAGAAGCUGGCCGGCACUUCUUCCGCAAACAACAACAACAACCAGCACAACAACAACAACAACAACAGGACCAACGUCAAUAAUGGCGGCCGCGGCGGUGGUGGUGCUGCCGCUGCUCGUACUGGAAACAGCAGUCCCACGAACUCCGUGUUCAGGCCACCGCCUCCUCUGGCUCAAGAAGGAAUCACGGGUCCGAGGAAGCGGGCAGCUUCGGUGGGCAACAGGAUGCACCUCAGCACCCUCGAGACGAGCAGCUGGGUGCGCGAAAGCGUCUACCUGUCGUCGCCGAUUCGGUCGGCCUUCAAGCAUGGGCCUGAUCGGCGGCCCGACGAGCUCUUCGGUCUCCUGCCGGGCGAGGUGCUCGACUUGGUGCUCCGGUCGUUGAAGGGGUUACACCUGGACAAGAACAGUGACAGCUGUGCGACGUGCAUGAUGCGAGAUUUGUGCAGCGCCGCUCUGUGCAGCCGGAGGUGGUAUAAGCACGCUCGUGUAGUCUUAUACGAAGACAUACAGCUCGUCGGCUCAGACUCGGCCGCUCACAAGAAGAGAUUCAAGCAGAACCAGGGCAACCGCAUGGCCCUGCUCCGACGCACCCUCCGCAGCAACCCCGACAUCGCCGCCCUGGUCCGCUCGCUCAAGGUUCCGCACCCUGAGCCGCCGCCCAACUGGUCCGCCUCCAAGGGCAUGCUGUGGCUGGAGCAGUACGAGGACCGGGUGGCGGCGCUCGUCAUGGCGUGUCCGAAGCUGGAGAGGCUGUCGGGCCCGACGCCGAGCUACGACCACUCGUUCAAGAAGAUCUUCCAUGCGCUGUCGACGAGGACGGCGCUCAAGGACAUGACGUGGAUCCUGGAACCACCAGCGCCCAACGCGCCUCAGGGGCAGCGGAUGGACAACUCGCCGUCGAAGCAACGGGGCCAGAGCGGCGGCCCUGCUAUGCUGGAGCCGGCGCAAGGAGACGCUUUCCUGAGCAGCCACCGCAACUGGACAUCGCUCACCAAGCUCUCGAUACUCUGCCAACCCGGCGCCACGCUUGCUCCUCACCGGCUCCUCUCCAAGACACUGACGUACCUCCCCUCGCUGCAGCACCUCCACCUCUGCAACCUCCCGCCCAACGCCUUCAACGACAACAACCUCCUCUCCCUGCCGCCGCUCAAGUCCCUCAUCCUCUCGCGCAUCGUCGGCAUCACGUCCAGCGGCCUCACCUCCUUCGCCACCCGCGCCAACACCUCGCGCCUCGAGCGCCUCGAGCUCCGCCACACGCCCCUGACGUCUCUGCCGGCGCUCGCCCGCAUCUUCUCCCACCUCCCCUCGCUCCGCGUCUUCGCCCUCGCGCAGUCCUUCCCCCCCGUCAUGCCCGAGACGGACUCGUUCGCGCUCUGGAUGAUGCCCUACCUCGCCUCGGCAUCCAUCGUCAAGCUGCACUGGGACAUCACCAGCCACCCGGCCACGACCAACUCCGCCGACGACAUCCUCGCCCGCAGCAUCGAGGCCGGCGGCUUCCCUGCCCUCACGAUCCUCCGAACCCCCAACGACCCCGAGGCUCGCUUCCAAGCGCUCUGCCGCCCCGUCCACCACAUCUGCCUCCCCACCGACCGCUUCUACCGCCACAACACCCUCAUCGGCGGCAGCAUCCCGGCAUCAGGCUCCUUCAGCGCGCCCUCGUCCCCCGUCUCGCCCAUCCACAAGUCCGCCACGACAAUGUCCCUCCCGGCAACCAUCUACGCGCCUUCAUCCUCAGGCACAGACCUCCACAAGGCCCGCCUCGCCGCCCAGGCCCGCCUCGAGGCCGCCCACGACGUCCCCCGAUUCACCUUUAGCCUCACCGACGACGACAGCCAGGUCGCCCAGACCAUCGGCGUGGCCGGCUUCCUCGGCACGCUAGGCAGCAAAAUCACCUACCACUUGCUUCCGGACGAGGGGGCCACGGACGAGCAGGGCGGCCUCGUCGACGUGCUUGACCUCGUGGCCGACGGCGGAGAGGCCCUCGCCGGCGGCAGAGAAGGAUGCACGGGGCGCUGGAACCAGAAGGAGGGCGAGGUCGCUGACAAGAAAGAGAAGGAGAAGUGGUGGCAUACCGAAAGGGGGAGAUGGCGUCGGCUGGAAGCGUAA
Trichoderma reesei QM6a is the source of this 2364-nucleotide messenger RNA. RefSeq lists its product as uncharacterized. The record is from RefSeq and is a predicted model, not a curated record. Lineage: Eukaryota; Fungi; Ascomycota; Sordariomycetes; Hypocreales; Hypocreaceae. The transcript is spliced from 2 exons. Bases 1 to 2364 code for a protein of 787 amino acids.